Messenger RNA from Mobula hypostoma (lesser devil ray), 5808 nucleotides. RefSeq names its product vitrin (gene vit). The transcript has 20 exons. Gene Ontology annotation, biological process: positive regulation of cell-substrate adhesion; extracellular matrix organization. The coding region runs from base 305 to 2629 and encodes 774 amino acids. The record is from RefSeq and is a predicted model, not a curated record. NCBI's taxonomy places the organism in Eukaryota, Metazoa, Chordata, Chondrichthyes, Myliobatiformes, Myliobatidae.
GCUAGCUGUCAAUCGAGUGCUCGCAGCGCCGGGGAUCUGCGCCGAGGUGAUAAUGUGGACGGUUCCCCGGGGUCAGAGCGCUGCACUGCCGAGGGCGACUUCCACUCGCACCGCCCCUUCAAGUUCAAUACUUCGCUUAAUCCGGCCUCGCCUGUGAGAGAGACUGAGCCCUCGAAUAUCUGUCACUCGUCUCGGUUAUUUCUCCUUGAAACUACUUGCUGAUGACGUCACGGUGAUCAGAAGAAAGCGCUGUUCAUAACCUGAUGCUACCUGCAGUCUAACGGUGACUCAACAAGGUCUCACCAUGUACUUGUCCACAGUAGGAGCCUUCGCCCUGGUGUUGCUGCUGACUUUGGCUGAUGGCGUGAGAGGGAAGGAGCAGAGGACCAAGAGAACGUCUGUGCCUCAGAUAGACUGCGACAUCAGAGCGGGCAAGGUGAAGGUGUCGGAGUUUGUGGCGCGCUGCCCGCCAGGCUGCCUGGGCACGAAGCAGGCGGUGUGGGGCACGGAGAUCUAUGCUUCUGUUUCCAGCGUGUGUGUCGCUGCCAUUCACAGCGGUGUCAUCAGAAACAGAGGAGGAAAGAUCCACGUUCGGAAGGUGCCCAACAGCUCCAGCUACAAGGGGACCUUUUCCAACGGCGUUCGCUCCUUGUCCCUCCCCAGGUGGAAAGAUUCCUUCAUUGUGUCGGCUCCCAAGCUACAGAAAGGAGUAACCUACCCAUCCAUCCUCGAGUUCCUGCCUCCAAGAAGCUCCAGACUAAGAACCGGGAGGCUGAAGACCACCAAGGCGCCGGCUCCCACCGCUGCCCAGCCGACCACCACCCAGCCCAACACCCAGCGGCCUGUGACAACCCGGCCGCCAGCUCCACUGGAAACCCACACAACCCACCCACCCUGGCCAAGGGACAUUGCUCGACAGUCGGCCCCCCACCGGCCAUCCCUGCUGGGCGGUGUGGAACCAGCUCUCCGGGAAUCAGGAGUGGCCGAAUUCACCGACAGGAGCAACCCUCUGCCGCACGCAGGGGUCCAUCGGUGGGAGCCAGCCAUCGCGGUGCAACGAGCGGGAGGCGUGGGUCCCAUUCACGGUUUCAGCAGACAGGCUCAUUUGGCGCGGCCCCGUUCGGACUGGCUGAUCCCUCCUGUAAACCCACGAGUUGACAGCUCUGAGUUGGCCACCAACCCUGCUUACACCUGGACUGACGAGAAGACCCCCAACAACCCAGCUUACAGCUCUACUCCUGGGCUCUCUGACUACCAGAAGUGGAUCCUGGGCCUCGGUGUGGGCACUCACAAUCAGAGAGCUCAGGAUCCAGGUACAUGGACAUUUGACUCUUCAGACCAUGAUCACAACAACGAUGAAACAGAAAUUAAUUUCUGGAAGUCGGGUUUUGACACCAGAGGUUUCAGCACAAGAAAUCAAGAAUUUGUCGAGGAGCCAACUUCCCGAGGAGAUCCAAAUUGCAAGGUGGACCUUGCGUUCCUGGUGGACGGGAGCUGGAGUAUAGGAAGACGAAGAUUUGGAAUUCAGAAGAAGUUCUUGAUGAGUGUGGCAGACACCCUUGAUGUUGGAAUUGAGGGUCCACUCAUCGGCAUUGUUCAGUUUGGGAGUAAUGCUCGUGUUGAGUUUAACCUCCACGUCUACCACAACUCCCGUGAUCUUAAAAAGGCCAUUGAGAAGAUUCCACAGAAAGGUGGCCUCUCCAAUGUAGGCCGAGCCCUCAAUCACACCAUCGGCAACUUCUUCACCAGCGAGCAGGGUAACCGUGGGGGAGCCCCCAACGUGGUGGUGGUCCUGGUUGAUGGGUGGCCCACAGACAAGGUCGGAGAAACUGCCCGCCUCGCCAGGGAGUCCGGCAUCAAUAUCUUCUUCAUCACUGUGGAAGGGGCUGAUGAAAACGAACAGCAGAACAUGGUGGAGAAGGACUUUGUGGACAAGUCCGUUUGCAGGACCAAUGGGUACUUCUCCAUCCACGUGCCCAGCUGGUUCCAGCUGCAGCGGGUGGUAGUUCCGCUGGUCGGGCGGGUGUGUGACACUGAGCGGCUGGCCUGCAGCAAAACUUGCCUCAACUCUGCCGACAUUGGCUUUGUGGUGGACGGCUCGAGCAGCGUGGGCACCGGCAACUUCCGCACCGUUCUGGAGUUUGUGGCCAACAUCAGCCAGGAGUUCGAGAUCUCUGAAACGGCCACCCGGGUGGGGGUGGUGCAGUAUACGUACGAGCAGCGGCUGGAGUUCGGUUUUGGGGAGCACAACACCAGGGAGUCAGUGGUGGGCGCCGUCAGGAACGUCAGGUACUGGAGCGGUGGCACAAGCACAGGGGCAGCCAUCACCUUCGCUUCCAAACAUCUCUUCAGCAAGUCCAAACCCAACAAAAGAAAACUGAUGAUUGUCAUCACUGAUGGUCGAUCGUACGACGAUGUUCGGACCCCUGCACUUACUGCCCACGGGAAUGGUGUGAUCGCGUAUGCAGUCGGGAUUGCCUGGGCUGCGAUGGAUGAGCUGGAAUACAUUGCCAGCGACCCCGACAAGGACCACUCUUUCUUUGUUGACGAUUUCAACAGCCUGUAUCAAUUUGUGCCCCAGAUCGUGCACAAUAUUUGCCAGGAAUUCAACUCACAGCCACGCAACUAAGCGAACCUUGUCGUGGGCUGCCAGACUCCAGCUGCUCAGCUACACUUACCAUUUUAAAAAAAGGCAAGCUUCAAAUUGUCCAGCCUAUGGAGUAGACUUCGUUACAUGUCUUCCAAGUUUUCUUGCUGACACCAAUCUUUCUAAAGGCAUGUAGCUGCAGAACAGGAUGAUCUUCUGAAGUACAACCAUGUGAGGCACAUCCACAUGUGGGCAGGAGGGUACUUGUGGCUUCACUUGAUGUUACCAGUGGAAACCAUCCUUCAGAUUUGGUGGCCACGAUCCCAAAAUCUGUGAAGAUCCUCCAUUCUGGAGGCCCAGCUGUGGCAGUGAGGGAGCACUGGAUGGCCCACUUCCCUCUCCUGGAUCCCCCGGGGAAUGGGAGGAGUGGGGCAUUCAUUUUCCAUUACAGGCACCUGAGUCUGGGUGAGUCAGCUGCAACAACUUAUGAAGUCCAGCAGUGGGGGAAAGAACCAAAAUGACCCAGAGAUUUUCCCCUCUCCUUAAGGAAUAACCAAGUACAGGAAAGGUAUUACACACAAAAUACUGGAGGAAUUCAGCAGGUCAGGCAGCAUCAAUGGAAGGGAAUAAUUUGGCAUUUCGGACCAAGACUUCAUGGGUCUUGGCCUGAAAUGUUGGCUCUUUAUUUCUCUCUAUAGAUGCUGCCCGAUCCGCUGAGUUCUGCCAGCAUUCUGUGUGUGCUACUCUGGAUUUCUAGCAUCUGCAGAGUCUCGUGUUACAUUUAGGGUAUCAAAGCUCUCAGAAUUCUCUUCUGCCAGGUUGCUCUGGCAUGUGGAAGGGGGUGCAGUGGAAGACAAACGACGGAAUUCACACCCACAACAUCCUCAAAUGGCAUCUAAGAUGGGCAAAGUAAGUUUUUAGAAAAUCCAUGUGCUGACAUUCCACAUUAUGUUGGGAAUAUCAAGAUGGAAUCCCAGUGUAACCAGACACUGAGGCAUUGACCCAGAGAUCUCUGCACACUUAAUGUAUACAACUGAAGAGUCACUGUCAAUGUUUCGAUGAUACUUUGACAUCCAAUCACACUGUGGUGGAAGUGAAAAGUCCAGUGGUGGUUUUAUUGAAGGAAAGCUCAUGUCCUGGUUAGUAAUCACCCUCUUCUCAUAACUUUCUUUAAAUUGGAGAUUGCUGCUACUUUUUUCCCACAUUACACUUUGACUCAGUGGAGUGGUGAUGGGAUGUUCACAGCUCCAGUAACCCAGGUUCAACCUUGACCUCCAGUGCUAUGGGUGCAGAAUUUGCACAUUCUCCCUGUGACUGCUUUCCAUUCAUGUAAUUAAUUGGCUAUAUUAAAUUGCUUCCAGUGUCAGCUAGAAAAUCAGGAGCAGUUGUUUAUGGAAAGGUGAGAGGGAAAAUUGGGAUCAGUGCAGAUGAAUGCUUGGUGUUUGGCACGGACACCAAGGGACCCAUUUUGGUACUAGAACAUAGAAACAGUACAGCACAGGAAUAGGCCCUUUGGCCCAUAAUUCCCCUCACAUUCCUGUGCCCAUCUAAAUGUCACUUAAAAUCCCUAAGGUAUCUGCCUCUACCAACACCCAGGGUAGCACAGAACAGGCACCCACCACUCUCUGUGUAAAAAAAACUUGUCCUUCACAUCUCCUUUGAACUUAACUCCUAGUUGUGAAGCAAAGUCAAGAAAACAUAGUUGUUUGGGAUUAAAUUUAUAGAAUUGUUUAAAAUUAAAAAAAAACUGGUUGACUAAUCUCACUGGGGAAAGGAACCUCCCAAACCAGUAUUAAAAUUGGCUUUAAAUCCCGGAACUCUGUGUCCUGUACCAGUAUGAGAGCAUCUUCACCAGAAGCACUACGAUAAUGCAAAGUGGAGCCUUACCAUCAUAAUUCAGGAUGGACAAUAAAAUGCAGGCCCUGUCACAAAUUACUACAUGCCAAAAAUAAUUUUAAAACAUCCUUGAACUGACCCUACCUGACCAGCGUCAUGUAGCAAGUCCUCUCCAUGGAUGCUGCCUGACCCCGAGUUCCACCAGCGUUUGUGUAUGUUGCUCAAGAUUUCCGGCAUCUGCAGAAUCUUAUACCAUGGACACAGGAGCAGAAUUAGGGUAUUCGGCCCAUUGUGGCUGCUCCACCAUUCCAUCAUGGUUGAUUUAUUAUCCCUCUCAACCCCAUCCUCCUGCCUUCGCCCUGUAACUUUUGACGCCCUUAUAACAAAGAGCCUAUCAAUCUCUGCUUUAAAUAUACUCAAUGACUUAGCCUCCACAGCUGUCAAAGGCAAUGAAUUCCACAGAUUCACCACACUCUGGCUAUAGAAAUUUUUCCUCAUCUGUUUUAAAUGGGUGUGAAUUUGAAGCUACAGUUCAAGAGCUGCUGUGAAUAUGUACAGUUAUUAUAUUUACUAAAAUGAAAUGUUGGAUAUAUGCAAAGUAAUUAUAGAGGCACAGUGGUCAAGGUGAGGUGAAAAAACAUGUACAUUUUCACUAGACCUUGAGUGUGACUCCUACACAAUUCCCUAACCAAAUAAAUGUUAUGGGUAUCUCAACUCCGUGGUGUAUAUUUGUUGAGCAAAAAUCAGGAAAAUAUUAAAAGGCACCAUGGGGUUGUAUUCCAAAUACACUGGAGAAAAGAUUGCAGUGAAAUAACUGACAUGGUCAUAAUGGGCUGAAUAGCCUCCCUCUGUACUACAACCAUUCUACGAUUUUAUGUCAAUAAAGAUGAGCUUUGUCAGAUGUACAUCGAAAUACAGUGAAAUGUGUUGUUUGCAUUAAUGACCUACAAAGUGUGCUGAGGACAGCCCACAAAUGUCACUACACUUCCAGUGCCAACACAGCAUGCCCACAACGUACUAACCCUAACAUGUAGGCCUUUGAAAUGUGUGAAGAAACAGUAGCACCCAGAGGAAACCAACAGUCAUGGGGAGCAUAUGCAAACCCAUUACUGAUAACAGCAGGAAUUAAACACGAAUCGAUCAAUUGCUGGCACUCAAAUCAAUCAAUGCCACCAUACAGGUCAUUGAUUGAAUACCCUGAAGUGAAUGGUUCACCACCUGUAAUCCCCAAACUUCUCCUCUAUCUACAAAACACCAGCCAGGAGUAUGACAUAAUAUUUUCUAUUUACCAGGUUAAACAAGUCUCAAGUGGCUUCACACCAGUUGGGGCAAAGCAGCCCAUUAACUGACUCUCCACCCGUCACCCAAAACGUAAACUCCUAUCA